GUGGGCUCUUGGAAGGAGAUCUCAGUCCAAGACUACAAGAUGGCCAUUGAGAAAGCUUGGGAUGAGUUUGAGAGUUUUCCUGACCACGGCCCUGGCUUCGCAGCUCGAAGACGUUACUGGUUUAAGCUUUUGUCCACAUUGGGACAUAUUUCUGGCCGAUAUGAAAGACACAUAUUUACAUCACUGAAGCCACAGCAGGGGAACGAUGUGGCAGUGGAAGAGCAUGAAGUGGCCGCACAACACCCUGCCGAGGAGCCUUCGGCAAAGGAAGUUGCUGCUGGGCCACAGGGGUCACAAUCAAUUGGUCUGCCCAAUGCCGCCAACUACGACCACAUCCAGCAAGAGAACCAGCUGACAGAUGAGGCGAAAGAAAUCUUAACCAAGCUUCCACUCAAGACAUGCAAGGGCUCCAGGAAAUAUGUGGUAUAUUGCAGAAAUGGAUGGGGUUUGUCGACCUCCAAGAAGUGCUACAAGUCAAGUGGGUUUGCGACAAGGGAAGGCUUGUCUCAAGCCGUGGCUGACUGGUGUGCAGACGGUGGCGAUGCCUGGCACCUCAGAGUCAAGCUAGACUGA
Molecule: messenger RNA, 573 nt
Organism: Symbiodinium sp. CCMP2592
Lineage: Eukaryota; Dinophyceae; Suessiales; Symbiodiniaceae
Source: the annotation of a GenBank genome assembly